AUGCAUUCAUCAUAUCAUGAUCGAUCAGAAACAUUAUCAUUUGAAAGUGAAUUUAAUACUAUUUGUUCAACUCUCUCAUCUAAUGAUGCACUCUUACUUAUUGCUAACGAGACUGGUCGAGAAUAUUUAUACAAUGUCAAAUGUCGUAGAUUGAUUGGUAUUCAUCGUUUUGGACAUGAUAUCCGUACAAUCGAAUUCAGUCCUGAUUUCAAAUCUAUAGCUGUUUGUCGUAGUAAUCGCUAUGAAUUCUAUACUUGUCCUAGUACUGAUCGUCAAUUCAAUUUGUUUACAUUAAAAUUUAUUCUUCAUUCAUUUCAUGAUAAAAUAACAUUUGUCAAAUGGACAAAAAUUCUGACAUCAUCAAAUGGUCAUAUUGAUAGAAAUGAUAAUGAUAAUGAAGAAUUAGAUGAUGUUGUUGAACGAGAAUGA
Rotaria sordida is the source of this 429-nucleotide messenger RNA. NCBI's taxonomy places the organism in Eukaryota, Metazoa, Rotifera, Eurotatoria, Philodinida, Philodinidae. The record is from the annotation of a GenBank genome assembly.